AUGUCGGCUCCCGAAGAUGCCCCACUGUUGCACGACAAUGGUUCUCGUCUGCGCUCUAUUCUUUAUAUCAUGGGUGUCAAACUUGGGCUCGUAGAUCGGGUAUGGUCAGCUAUAUCAACGGUGGUUCAACUCCGAUUCGCUGAAGGCUUUACACGGUUGUCCAUUUUUGUGGCCUUUGUGGACAUAAAGAAGGUCAUAAAACUGGAGGUUCGUGCAGAUUCCGAUACCGAUUCAGAGUCCGAUUCCGAUUCCGAGUCAUCAUACGAGUCCGAUUCCGACUCUGAGCUGUAUACCAUGGCGGCGACGAGAUCUUCUAUCGAGGCGUUGGAGAAGGUAACCCUUGAAGAAGGGAGGGGAGAGAACUGUAUGGUAUGCAUGGCAGAGUACGAGGAUGGGAUGGAAGUCACUCGCAUGCCUUGCUCCCAUCUCUUUCAUGGAGAUUGCAUUGUCAAGUGGUUGCUGACUAGUCACCUUUGUCCUCUAUGCCGAUACCCAAUCCCAAUUGAACGACUUUAA
This is a messenger RNA of Juglans regia (Persian walnut), 516 nucleotides long. Its product is annotated as E3 ubiquitin-protein ligase RNF181-like. The transcript has a single exon. NCBI's taxonomy places the organism in Eukaryota, Viridiplantae, Streptophyta, Magnoliopsida, Fagales, Juglandaceae. The record is from RefSeq and is a predicted model, not a curated record. Gene Ontology annotation, molecular function: ubiquitin protein ligase activity. The coding region runs from base 1 to 516 and encodes 171 amino acids. Gene Ontology annotation, biological process: protein ubiquitination. Gene Ontology annotation, cellular component: cytoplasm.